AUGUUACUGAGCUUGCACCAAGACUGGCAGGAGAAACUAAGAGACGAAGUUUCCGAAGAAUGCGGUAAAGACAAGACACCAGAUUCAGACACUUUCUCCAAACUCAAACUGAUGAACAUGGUGUUCUUGGAGUCACUUCGCCUGUACAGUCCAGUAUCAUUUUUCUCCAGAGACGCAACAAAAGAUCUGACGCUAGGGCACCUGAAGAUCCCCAAGGGCACAACAAUAGUCUUCCCUCUUAUGAAGAUGCAUAGCGACAAGGCCAUUUGGGGAUCAGACGCAGACAAGUUCAACCCCCUGCGAUUUGAAAACGGCGUUUCCCGUGCCGCUAAACACCCAAACGCUCUCCUCGCCUUCUCAAUGGGACCAAGAGUUUGCAUCGGCCAAAACUUUGCAAUGAUGGAAGCCAAGAUCGUGCUCACCAUGAUCCUCCAGAGGUUCAGGCUUAGCCUCUCCAGCGAGUAUAAGCACUCUCCGGUUGAUCACCUCACUUUAACUCCUCAGUACGGCUUACCAGUAAUGCUUCAGCCUCUCUAA
Messenger RNA from Raphanus sativus (radish), 537 nucleotides. Its product is annotated as cytochrome P450 709B1-like. Lineage: Eukaryota; Viridiplantae; Streptophyta; Magnoliopsida; Brassicales; Brassicaceae. The transcript has 2 exons. The record is from RefSeq and is a predicted model, not a curated record. Gene Ontology annotation, molecular function: monooxygenase activity; heme binding; oxidoreductase activity, acting on paired donors, with incorporation or reduction of molecular oxygen. Bases 1 to 537 code for a protein of 178 amino acids.